Messenger RNA from Strongylus vulgaris, 698 nucleotides. NCBI's taxonomy places the organism in Eukaryota, Metazoa, Nematoda, Chromadorea, Rhabditida, Strongylidae. The record is from the annotation of a GenBank genome assembly.
CUGUAUCAAAAUGUGGGAUUUCAGUUUGAGAAAGACAGCACUGUGGUCCUUCACGUCAAGCGAGUCCAUGUCACUUACGAUCCGAACGAAGGUAUUGUAAGGUAUGGUUCGCGAAAUUAUGCACAGCCGGUGGGAACUGCUACGACGACUCCAGCAGGUCAAAGACAGCAACAAGAGGAACAUGCUCAGCGCCGAGUGAAUCCAGUUGAGCCCAGCACGGAAAUCUGUACCGAAGGUCGUCAUGUCUGUACACUUCCGAAUAUGCGAUGUCGACCAGUGGACCCGUCCUAUCGCUGUGAGUGCCUGCCGGGCUAUCAAGCAAAACGCGACGAGUCUUCACCACUCGGAUGGAGUUGCCAAGAUCUGAAUGAAUGCGAACGUGGAGAUCAUACAUGCGAUCACUACGCUGUCUGUCACAAUACGGACGGAUCGUUCACCUGUGAAUGUCGGCCUGGUUAUACAGGCGACGGUCAUCACUGCACCACACUGAUUGGAGACGAAUCUGAAAUGGACGUGGACACGACGAUGGAUGCAGUCGCACUUACAGAACCACUAAGAGAGACUGAACCACAGCAACGUUUAAAGCCGAUUGAUUCUGAACCUCGUCCUCAGCUACCUAAGGUUAGCAAUUUCUGGGAAUUAAGGAUUAGUCAGAAGUCAAACUUUAACUUAUGUCUUCUGAGUUCCCAAUAUUAAUU